Messenger RNA from Penicillium longicatenatum, 168 nucleotides. RefSeq lists its product as uncharacterized. Bases 1 to 168 code for a protein of 55 amino acids. The record is from RefSeq and is a predicted model, not a curated record. The transcript has a single exon. Lineage: Eukaryota; Fungi; Ascomycota; Eurotiomycetes; Eurotiales; Aspergillaceae.
AUGGCCAACCAGUGCUCCGGUCACAUCUUCGCCAUCGUUCAAGCGACGAAUGGCAACAUCCUGACAUGGCGGUGCUCGGAUUGCAACUCCGGACCCUUCGUGGCCAUCUGGCGCUGCAAGAUCUGUGGCCACUGUCGCUGCAAUGCCUGCCACAAUUCUAAGAAUUAG